Rattus norvegicus (Norway rat) is the source of this 12530-nucleotide messenger RNA. It is a transcript of the gene Tdrd3, whose product is annotated as tudor domain containing 3. Gene Ontology annotation, cellular component: nucleus; cytoplasm; nucleoplasm. Gene Ontology annotation, molecular function: histone H3 reader activity; histone H4 reader activity; transcription coactivator activity. Gene Ontology annotation, biological process: positive regulation of DNA-templated transcription. The record is from RefSeq and is a predicted model, not a curated record. NCBI's taxonomy places the organism in Eukaryota, Metazoa, Chordata, Mammalia, Rodentia, Muridae.
GGACCCAGGGCUUCCCCUUGCACUGGUGCUCUUACUAGGAUAUUCAUUGCUACCUAUGGGGUCAGAGUCCAGGGUCAGUCCAUAUAUAGUCUUUAGGUAGUGGCUUAGUCCCUGGAAGCUCUGGUUGCUUGACAUUGUUGUACUUUUGGGGUCUCGAGCCCCUUCAAGCUCUUCCAGUUCUUUCUCUGAGAAUCUGAGUUCUUAAAUAGCCCUUAACUCCGCAAAAUCACCGGGAUGCCACCUCUCCUACUCUGCCAUGGUUCUGGAGAAGGACCAGAUCUCAUAGCAAACUUUUUAAGAGCACCCACACAUCCGCGCCCCAUCCGGACUCCUUUUCUCUGAUUGGCCUGUGUGACUCCCGAUUGUCCAAUCACGUUUGGAGCGUUUCGGCGCAGCUCGGUGGCGUAGUCGCGCAUGCUCAGUCGGGGACACGCCGUGCACCCCGGUUCUCCCGCGUGCGGCAAAGGGCACGGUGUAGGGCGGUGCUAACCCGGCUAGGUGCUGGUGCCAAGGUCGCGGCGCCGCGCUGGGACAGGGCGACGCCCAGCAGGAGGGUGACAAGAAAAAGCAGUUGUCACCUCCACCAAGUUCAACGCUAACUCCCCUAAGUACAGGAUUAGGGUGCCUAGCUCACCCAUCUGUCGGCUGGGACUCAGAGGGGGCUCGAGUUGCAGUCUUUUGAGUCUCAGCCGACCACUAGGCCGGGUGAAUGGAGCCGGCCCUGACCAGAACAAUCAGCUCUGGUGCAGAAUGGGCUGGGCUACACCGCCCUAAACGUGGCCGUGGUAGCAUCAUCCCCGAUGCGCCGCCCGGGCCGCGGGGUCCGUGUCCCGCCCCGUGAGACGGCCCUGGAAAGCGCGGCUCCCGUGUGUGCAACUUAGAAAGUGACCGAGCUGCAGGGCAGGAGAGGUGCCAGCCUAGUGCGGUCCCCGCUGCGCCGCGUCCGAUCCCCCGGCCCAGACCGCGUUUGGCGGCUCGCCGCUCCUAGCCCUGGCCGGCCCCUGCGGCCGCUCGCAAAACGCGGCGAGCGGAACCCGCACGCGGAAGCGCCCGUCGCACUGAGCAUGCCCAGUGGCACAGUCGAACAGAGGAGUUUUUUUUCUUUUUCUUUUCUUUCUUCUUUUUUCUCUCUUUCUUCUUUUUCUUUUUUCUGGGUCUCCAGCAGGAGGCCUGUCCCCCACCCUCAGUUCAGACCCCCGCCGUCCCCGAGCCUGAGCAGCUAACCAUGGCCGAGGUGUCCGGCGCCGCGUUGUCCCAGGCGGGUUGGUAUCUUUCAGAUGAAGGCAUUGAAGCUUGUACAAGCUCUCCUGGGAAAGUCAAUAUAAAUGACAUCAUCCUGAUUGCUCUCAAUACAGAUUUGAGAACAAUUGGCAAGAAGUUCCUCCCCAGUGACAUCAGCGGUGGAAAGGUAGAAAAGCUCGAAGGUCCAUGUGUUUUACAAAUUCAGAAGGUCCGCAAUGUGGCUGCGCCGAGGGAUAAUGAGGAGUCCCAAGCUGCGCCAAGGAUGCUGCGUGUGCAGAUGACGGACGGGCACACGAGUUGUACUGCAGUAGAAUUCAGUUACAUUUCAAAGAUAAGCCUGAACACACCACCUGGCACAAAAGUGAAGCUCUCCGGCACUGUGGACAUAAAGAACGGAUUCCUGCUGUUAAGUGACUCUAAUACCACAGUUCUUGGUGGUGAAGUGGAACACCUAAUUGACAAGUGGGCGUUACAGAGAAGCUUACUAAAACACAACAGAAGCAAUAUUGGAGCUGAAGGUGGCCCGCCUCCUUUUUUACCUUUCGGACAGAAAUGUGCAUCUACUGUCCAAGUGGAUAGCAGAGAACUUGAUCGAAGAAAGACAUUACAAGUUUCAUUGCCUGCCAAACCUACAAAUGAUAAUGAUGAGUUUGAAAAGCAAAGGACUGCUGCCAUUGCAGAGGUCGCAAAGAGCAAAGAGACCAAGACAUUUGGAGGAGGUGGAGGUGGAGUCAGAAGUCAUCUCAAUAUUGGUGCUGGCGGGCACCGAAAUCGGGAGGUUUCACAGAAGGAAAAGGCUUCCAAGUCAGAGAGCAAAAAUGAAGGUGUCUAUAGAGAACUGGUUGAUGAGAAAGCGCUGAAGCACAUAACGGAAAUGGGCUUCAGUAAGGAGGCGUCGAGGCAAGCACUGAUGGAUAAUGCCAACAACCUAGAGGCAGCCUUGAACGUACUUCUGAACAGCAGUAAACAGAAGCCUGUCGUGGGUCCUCCUCCCAGAGGUAGAGGGAAAGGCAGGGGGCGAGUACGAUCAGAAGAUGAAGAAGACCUAGGAAACGCAAGACCGUCAGCACCAAGCACAUUAUUUGAUUUCUUGGAGUCUAAAAUGGGAACUCUGAAUAUGGAAGAACCUAGGUCACAGCCACAGCACCUUUAUCAAGGACAGCACAGAGUAUCGAAUACUGAGCAAAAUGGGAUAAAGGAUGGCAAUCAAUCAAGACAUCUUCCUCGGAACGACCCCAGGCAGCCGAGAAAUGAGAAACCUCCUCGCUUUCAAAGAGACACCCCCAAUUUGAAGUCAGCCUUAGAAAACAGCGUAUUAUCUAGAAAUAGAGGCUCCGAAAGACCAAGCAGUUCUUCAGGUUCUGAUGUGUGGGCAGAAGAGAGGAUCAAGUGUGAUAGGCCGUAUUCUAGAUAUGACAGAACUAAAGACGCUUCGUAUCCUUUAGGUUUUCAGCACAAUGAUGGUGCUUUUAAAAGGAGAGAUAACUCUAUGCAAAACAGAUCAGGAAGAGGCCCGUUGUAUGCAGAGGCAAAAGAAAACCCACAUCCUUCAGAAUUUGUAGAUUAUAAUAAUCAAAAACGUGGGAAAAGAGAAAACCAAACCAGUAAUCCUGAUCAUUUUUAUGACAGGAAAUCACGAACAAUGAAUAGUGAAGCGUUUAGUGGUCUAAAAAUUGAAAAACAUUUUAGUGCAAAUACUGAUUAUCAGAAUCCUGUCCAAAGUAAUAGUUUUGUUGGUGUUCCAAAUGGAGAAACAGAUAUGCCUAUGAAAGGAAGACGAGUAGGACCAAUUAAGCCAGCAGGACCUGUCACAGCUGUGCCCUACGAUGAUAAAAUAUUUUAUAAUAGUGGGCCCAAAAGAAGAUCUGGGCCAAUUAAGCCUGAAAAGGUGAUAGAAUCAUCUAUUCCUGUGGAGUAUGCAAAAAUGUGGAAACCUGGAGAUGAAUGUUUUGCACUUUAUUGGGAAGACAACAAGUUUUACCGAGCAGAAGUUGAAGCCCUGCAUUCUUCGGGCAUGACAGCGGUUGUGAAGUUCACGGACUACGGAAACUACGAAGAGGUGCUUCUAAGCAACAUCAAGCCUGUUCAGACAGAGGCAUGGGAAGAAGAGGGUACCUAUGAUCACACCAUUGAGUUCCGGAGAGGGGGUGACGGACAGCCUCGAAGGUCCACUCGGCCAACACAGCAGUUUUACCAGCCUCCUCGAGCUCGGAACUAAUGUGAAAGAAGGAGAGAGAUGACCAGAAGCACUCGGAAGGAAAAGAAGUGGGGAGAAGACCAUAGCAAUAUUCUAAUGGGAUAUCCGUUUUUGAAGAAUGAGAAAAGAGAUUUGAGGAUCUAGAAAAUAAUUCCUUCAGACUCUUCAUAUCUGUGUGCCUUGUACAGGACUAUUCUGUCUCAACUGGGGAGACUUCUAUCUGUUGGUGGAGUUGGAUGUUGUCAUUUAGACUGAGAGACCUUUCCCUGAAGUAGCAUCGGCAGCCACCCAUGGACUUCUGUAAAUGCACCUGCCACUUCUUUCCACGGAUUCUGAUUCUGAGGACAUCUUUUAAUUAAUCUCCAGGAGAGGCCACAAAGCUCACAGUUGGUUUCCGUGUUCAAAAUCACUGUUUUGAAUAGCCUGUUAGAAUCUACCAGAGAAUUAAACACACACACACACACACACACACACACACACACACACACACACACACACACACUCACACACCCAAAAACAUCUACAAACAACAACAAUAAAACCAAAAAUACAGACCAGGGGUCUAAGUACCUAGCAGUGAGAUGUGGGAAGACAAUUGAAAAAAAAAAAAAGCAUAAACUCUCCCUGUUAAAAAUAAACUAUAGGGAUUUAGCUCAGUGGAAGAGUUCUUGCCUAGUAAGCACAAGGCCCUGGGUUCGGUCCCCAGCUCCGAAAAAAAGAAAAGAAAAGAAAAAAACUAUGAUUCCCUCCCCUCCUCUUUAUCCUAGACCAUUUAUGUUAGAAACCUAUAAUUAUAAAUACUCUCUUUUCUAUCUGAAAUGUUUGAGCAUCUUUUGAAACUAAUUGGGUCUUUUGUGAGUCUGUGAGUCUGAUGACUGGGGAACGUCUUUCUCAAGAACCUGGCCUCCAUCUCUCUGAAACUUAGACAUCAAGGGAGAUGGCACCCAAUCUCACCCUUGCUGUCUCUAUGAGGCGGUAGGAGCUUCACUUCUGUAGCACCUUGCUCCAAACUACAGAACUGUCUCCUACCAGAAAAAGGUCAUUUUCCUUCUGGUUGAUCCAAAUAAAGCAACAGUUACCAGAUGCCAUCCAGACUGUCUAGUCCUCUGACUUGUGGGCAGGUGGUUAAUUUUGAGACCUGUGUAAUUAAUAGGCAGCAUGUGAUUGGCUUACUACUUCUUAGUGAACUGCCUACCAUGUGUGUGCCACUUCCCGACUUCAUGUUUAUUCUCUAAUUAAACUGAUUUGUUUCUGUCUCUGCUAUCUUUGUGGAGAGGUUUUCUGGGUCGAGGGAAGAUUUUAUUGUAUGCCAUUGCCCUAGCAACAGGCAAUAUUUUUUUAUCACAGGUUCCCCAGGAGAAACAGGGAGUUUUGUAUAGAAACUGUAGCUUACUCCAUGGCCACUGGGGCCAGAAGCCAGCCCCCAAGGAUUGCCAUAGAACUAUAAGGUUAGGUCCCUUGACGAGUACCUGGUGACGGUGCUGGCCAGUUGUGUGUGUGUGUGUGGAGGUGGAAAUGAGUGGCCAGUCCUGGGCAUACACAGAUUGCUCUUACCUGCUUCUUCUGGGUCAGCUCUGGUGAUCCCUUUUACUCAGCCUCUCAGUUCAGUAGUCUCAGGAGGAACUGCUCUCGCUCACUGAGUACCUGCCCUGCAUGGGCUGUGGGAAUGCAAAAGCUGGCCUUCCGAAUGCUGUGGAAGCUAUCCCCCACAAGAUGAAUCACUCUUUCCUCUGUGAUAUUUCUGUCCUCUCUUUGGACCUAGCUUGCUAUCAACUGACAUGAUUUAUCAUCCUACCCCAUAGGCAGUGAGGAGAUUGCUCACGCUUUAAACUCUUUCCAGGCUUGCCCAGGACCCUGCCUCCCUUCUUACAUCACCCUGGGCCUUGGGCUCAGAGUCUCCCUGUUAAGCAGCAUGGUGUAUGGCAAUCAUCGAGUGGGAAAAUCAAUGUGAUCUGAGAGAGGGCAAGCCCAUCCUCACAGUUUGACACACUGAGUCUUUUAGUUCGGUGAUGAGUGGGAAUUAGAAACUGUAAAAGAAAGCGACAAAAACAGCCCACCAACCUUAUUUGAGCUGCAUUUGUCGACUGCAGCAAGAGCUCAUGUACACCAGGCUGGCUUCGACUACCAAUCCCCCUGCCAGUCUCUGCCCUGCAAGUGCUGUCCCGUGGCACUAUCUUCAUUUCACCACUUGUCCCCCUGCUUCUACCGCCCCAUUCCUUUUUUUAAACCACAGAAAAGCUACUCGUCUGCCUCGUUGAAGGCCCCUCAUAAGGCUUUUAGAGUAAGUAGAAUUCAGAUCAGACCAUGUGAAAUUGCUUCACCAGAAACGGGGCCCUGUGAGAGCAAAUGCACUGCUUGCUAUGGUAUCGUCAAGAAGAGACCUGCCUCAAGGAGGAAAGGUGGGCAGGGCUUUUACAAUCAGAUUUUCCCCAGGUUCAGUUUCAUCAGCCCCAUAUCACAAAUGCACCAUCAAGUCUAAGUGGCUUAUUUUCCAUAGGUUGUCACACUCGUUGAAUUAAGAGCAAGCAAAUGGAUGGAUGAAUUAUUUACUAGGUCCUCUAUGUGGUUUGAUAUGUGUCCAUUUUCCUGCAGUUUCCCAGCUUUAAUGAUGCAUGCAAAAAAAAAAAAAUAACCAAGAAAACAACUUCCCCACCUUCCUCUGCAAUUCUGAGGACGAGGGGUUUGGAUAGUCACUUGCUGAUAAGGUUUUGACAAAGCCAUUUGCAGCCAAAUCGCACCUGAAAUGAUGCCAAACUUUAUAUGGAACUUAGAUACCUCAUUUAGUGCAACAGUUCUCCUGUUUUCACGAGUGGAACAUUGAUGUUAAAGAUGAGUGCUGUUCCACAUGCUACACAUAGCAUGUAUUGCCAACGCUCUGAUAUUUCUGAAUUUAAAGCACAUGAAGUCCAUGAUGUUUCCGAUAUGGAAUUGUGGACUUAUAUUAUGGCUUCUGUGGAGGAAUGUCUUGUAAUUUGUGAGACAAAUUACGUUUGUGCAUACGCCCACUUACAAAUUAAUGUAAAUGUUUCUCCUACCGUUUCACAGAACGUCAGGGACAAUGUCUUUUGCACAUUCUCCUAUCGUGAGAUUACAGAUAGUUUCUCCAACCAGUGCUUCAGGCUCAUUGUUCCUACUCCAUAAUUGGUGCACUCAAGUAUCACAGGAGGGACGCAAAGGCAGAACAACACGCAGAGCUCAUUACAGGAUAUUGUGAUGUAUCUUCAAUUCUCUUUCAAUAAAUCCUUUGGACUGCAUGAACAUUUUGGUUUUUAUUAUUAAAUCCAAUUGUUUCAUUUUAAGUGGCUAAAUAUGCAAUUUAAAUAUCUUUAAAACUAUUUAAUUACAAAUCAAGGCAGACAGAAAUGAAAAUAAAUUUUACUUCUAUGCUUACUGUAAAACCAAUUAAAUUUGAAACUGUUGUGCUUCUACUUGAGCAAAUAGAGCGGAUAACGUCCUUGCUGUACAAGUAAACAUUUAAUCUCUGGUUUUUCCAUUAUCUUUGCUUUAAUAACAAGAUAAGCAAGGCAUUAACAAGCCCACCUAACCAUCGAUUUCGCCAUCCAACUACCACCAUUGUGGGCAUCAGUCAGCCAUUAAUUUAUAUUUUCACCACUGUGCUAGCUAACUGUCCGUGGCUAUCAGAAAAAGCUGAAAUAACCAAUUUGACAGGAAAACGAGUUUACUUGGACUCACGAUUCCAGGGGCAUCAUUACACUUGGAGUUGUCUUUGUUGCCUUGGGGUCUGUGGGGAGAUGUAGCAGUCAGGGCUCACCUCCUGGAAGCUGGAAUGAACCCAGAAUAGAGGAAGAAACUGCAGUCCCCAAUUUCCCCACCAGAGGAUGCUGGCAGUGACCACAUUUUCUCUCACAGGUUUCUACCUGUUCAAGGUCUCACCAUCUCCUAGUUAUGCCAAAGAUUGGCAGCAAAGCCAUUGAGGGACGCUCAGGGGCAAGCCAGAGCAACCACACACUUCAGAGACUCUGCUAGAUUCUAAUAGGAUUAGCAUUUUGAGCUUGCCUUUAUGGGACUUUAGAGUGAAGGUAUGCUAUGAGUCAGGAGGACUUGCUUUGAGCUCACAGGAAGCAUUUAACAAGACACAUGCUCUUUAAAAGCCUCAGAAAGACAGAUAAUAAAAAAACCCUGGGCUUCGGAGCCAGAGCACCUAGUUUCCGAUUCCGUGCUAUGCUUUAUUCUCUGUGGGAUCCAGGCAAUCUGUUUAACCCAUCCCAUCUUAAUCCCCUUGUCUAUAAACGAGAGGAAAAUAUUCCGGCAUUACUUUACAAGUUUGCUCUCAGGGUAAGUACCUCGUUCUAAAUAAUUUUUGAAAUAAAUAAAUCGUGAUACUUUGCACAUGGUAAGUACUCAAUAAAUGCAGUCUUACUUCUUGCGUUUGAUUCCCUUUGGUUCUUUGUUUUUCCUGUUUUAUACCCAAUCCUCUGGUUCAUUUAUUUUUUUUCCAAUGACUUAGACAUUCACUGAAUACAUAUAGCAUACAGGAUACCUCGAUCCGUGGUAGGGAUGCAAAGACUCAAAGUCCCUGAAGAGUCUAACCACUUAACAGAGGAGAGAGAGCAGUAAGAGAAAUCAGUAAGGGAAUCAAGGGGGAGAAAAGAGCACACUGCCUUUGCCCUGGAAGACGGAGCUGAGAAUACAGAGUUCUGGUUGCCUUGGCAACUGAUAAUCCAUAAACAUGUCCUAUGGAGAGGUUUUCAACAAAUAGCUAAGAAACUCUUUUAAAAAAUCUACUCAUUAAACUGCAGCGAGAAGAGGCGAGGAAGUGCACAAUGCUGCCUGCAGGGGGCGACAAAACUGCAACAUCCAAGUCUCACAGCCCAAACAUCCUCUGCUGUGUGCCCUUGAGCAGGUCAUCCAACUCCUCUGUGCAUGGUUUCUGCACUUGAAGAUAACUGCCGUUAUUUCAUAAAGGAAAAAGAGCACGUAAGCAACUUACUGUGACGGUUACUAGUAUUCCUCUCAGAAUUCUUGCAAACUGUGUUUCCUUUCAAAGUCUCACCAUGAGCACUCUGACACAGUGACCAGUUAAUUCUUCAGGAUUCUUUACAAGAAAAGCACUUUAAAUACAAACUAAUGUUCUGGUGUACUAGUUAAACCUUAGUCCCAAAUUCCUCUUUUAAAGUUUUAUUUAUUAUGUGGUUAUUUAUGAUAUAUGUAAAAUCUCUCACCACUUGUCACAAAGCAUGUACCCAGCUGAUGACUGACUAUGUGAAGAACUCAACAGGCACAGUGAAUAACUGGAUAACUAGCUUAUUUUCAAAGAACGAAAAUGGGUUUUGAGUUGUAUCAAAGAGAGAGCAUCUCAGGUUCUGGUGGCUGGGCUGGGGCGGAGCUGCCUUCAUUCCCAGUAACCUAGGCAGGAAUCCAGGCACCCAUCCAGUUAUUCUCCGUUACUGGAACAGCCUAGGGACUCAGGCAUGAGAUUUGCGUUUGGUUUCUGGUGUUACAUGGCUGUCUUCACGGGGCAGUCAGCGUGACUUUGAGCUCUAAGGCAGCAGGGAUCCAUGCCAGAACCCAGGAAACUUUAAUGAUCUGCUUCCUCCUCUCACUACCAGAAGUAAUUCUCGGAUUUACAGGGCUCUGGCACACCUUUGGGCCGUGUAUUUAGGCUCUAUUUCAUCUCUAGAGCCAAGGGAUUUCCAUCCCGAAGGUCAAAGCAGUCGGAAGCUGCCUUGUCACUGACAGGAUGAAUCUUUCCCGGGGCGACUUCCAAGCGCUGCAGGUGGCUGAGCAGCAGAGAUCACUCUGCAUCCCAGAGUGAAUGCCUUGGCUUUCAGAUUCUCAUAGAGCAUCAAAGGCUGAUGGGGUUUGCCCCAUUUCGGAGGCGAGGAGGUAUUGGAGGCAGCUUUAAUUGUUGGAUCUUGAUAACCUCCCCACCCACCUUGUGACGCCCUCUGGGCUCAGAAGCCCAUAACCCCUGACUGCACAGGCUUUUCUUGGCAGAGACCACAGCGCUUCGGGAACUUUCCAUUUUUCACACGCCAAGUCUAUGCCGCCAGUGUGCUGUCAAUGUGCUGGGCUUGAAAGCGUUCCUGGGUGGUGUGCUGGGGGCUAGGGUUUGUUCCCACUUGCUCUCGCCGUGUGUGGGAAGCUCCCCCGGGAAGAGGUUGUGGCUGGGCACGCCCAGCUUAUCACGGAUCUUCUCCUCCCAGGGUUGGAAGCUCUCAAGCGGUGGAAGGCUGCCAGGUGCUUGCAGGACGCUCACAAUCCUCCAAUUAUUGUCAAUGUGCGGUGCUACUUCCCUCCAGUCAUGGAGUCAGAACGCCAUAAACUGUUUUUCCAUUUGCUCGGUGGAUUUCGGGCCACAACAUUUUAAGCCCCAAUAUCGCAUCUUUUGAUAAUAUUCCCUUUGUAAAUUUUGUAACAUAACCUUUGAGGGCUAGCAGUAUAACCUGUUAGAAAUCUCGCCAGAAAACAUUUGUUAGUUGACUCUAGUCACCACUCCCCUCCCCUUUCAGGGUUUCAUUUCUACUUAGCAUGUAGCCUGCAAUGUCUUUUUAUUAAGAUCAGAAAUUUAAUUAUGUACAUAUUUGAAACCUGAACCCAUUAAGUCUACAGAUCCCCCGAAAAUGCCAUUUGCCAGGUGUGCAAUCACAGUCAAUGUGCAAAAAUGUCGCACAACAAUUAGGUUUUAAAGCUUAACUUAACAACGGUCUGAGAGACUACCUCUUUAGAUGGAGAGAAAUUGCUCUGGAGACGGUAGAGCAAAUCAGGAAAGUGGCUGAAAUAGUGAGAAAUGAAAUGAAGUGGAUUAUGUCUCCACAAAAGACAUUGGCAAGGAGGGAGAGACUGAAGCAAAGAGGAAAUGCAGACUGAAAGAGAAGAGGGAGUCCUCUAAUUCGGUGGCUUGCAACUGUGUGUCAGAACCCCUUGGGUGUAGAAAGACCUUGCAUAGGGGUUGCCUAAUAUCAUCCCGAAACACAGAUAUUUCCGUUAUGAUUCAUAACUGUAGCAAAAUUACAGUUAUGGAGUAGCACGAAAUAAUCUUGUGGUUGGGAGUCACCACAGCAGGAGGAACUGCGUUAAAGGGUAGCAGCGUUAGAAUGGGUGAGAACCUCUGGUCUAUCAGGAGGCUCUGCAGCCACUCUCCAGUCUACCGAGACUUCCCUCAGCCAAGAGUCAGGUAUUCUCAGUGUUCCCCGGUCACCACACCCCCUCCUGUACGGCUGUCUGUUUUUGUUUUGUUUUGUUUUGUUUUGAAUGUAUUGUUUUGCCCUUCACAUCACCAUCAUGAUUUAUGAGCUGUCUUUCCUACUAGACUUUCAACUCCCCCAGGUCAGGGAUUGGGAGAAACGUCUAAAACAGUAUUUGUCUAAAAUGUAUCUGUGACUCAGCUGUCUGAAAGGUGAUGUCUGUGAGAGGCUUCAGAUAGGUGCACCUUCCACGUAAUCUCUUUCACGUACGGACUUGGUAUCUGGGGGGCUGUCAGCACACAGCUUUAGCGUCCAACCAAUCCCUAGGAAUGACCCAACCUACCCAGGGCUGCCUCACCUCAAAAGGAACAGUUUUGGAAGAUGGCCACAUCUAGUGCCUGGAAUAGUCAUCUGUACCUAGCGGGUGCAACUCUGAGGGGGGUGUUCUAGACCCAUAGAGAUGGUGGGCUUGUCUAAUGCUAUUGGUGGCUUUUGCAAGCUGACUGUUCUCUUUGACCACUUCUGGUUAUAUGUUUCUCUCUCUCUCUCUCUCUCUCUCUCUCUCUCUCUCUCUCUCUCUCUGUCUGUCUCUCAUCUAUCUAUGUGUAUAUCUGGUAGUGUAUGUUUGAAAGCCAAAGUUCAAUCUCCAGUGUUGUUUUUGGGAUCCACCCACCUUGUUUUUUGAGAUAGGGUUUCUCAUUAGAACCUGGGACUAAAAGAGUGGACUGGGCUGGCUAGCCAGUGUCUCUGGGGUAUCCAUCUGUCUCUGCCUGCCCAGGAUUAUAAGCUAGUACCACCAUACCUGGUUUUCUUGUAUGGGGGUAGGGCUUGAUCUCAGGUCUUCAUGACAACGGGCACUUUAUCUACUGGCUAUCUCCCCAGCCUUCAUUCCUGUUUUUGAAUCCUUGCUUCUUUGACUGUUUGCCCAAGGUAAUUCCUAAUGGUAUUUGGUGCAUCAAAAUCCCAGCUCAGAAUCUGUUAGCAAGAAAACUAUUUAUACCAUCUUCCAGUUGAAGUUAAAGAAUAAUUAAAGGUAAUGGGUACUGAAUUUAAGCAGGCAUAUUUCAUAUUCUCAAUUGUAUGGAAUUCUAGAGGAAAAUGAGCAAAGAGUAAUGAGCAGAAAGCAGUCUUAUGGGAUGAAUAACAGAGGGACUAGUAGGAAGUGUGUCCACAUUGGCUUCUUAGCCCCUGACCUGGCUGUCUUGUUCUGUCCCACAAGAGGAAGAAGUUGGAUCCAAAUAUCUUCCCAGUUUUUCGUUGUUUUUUUUUUUUUCUAUUCCAAACUUCUCUCUGGCUGAAGUAGGAGCUCUAGGAGCAUUGAUUGAGAACUCAGCUAUAAACCGAAAGGUCCAACAGAUGACCUCCAAACUGUAAAUCCAGGGGACAAACCUGAAGAAGAAGAAAAUGUGCCAUUCAGAGUUGCAGUCAGUGAUAUAGCAGCCCUGAGAGACUGUCAUCCUGACAACCCGGGAGGAUGCGUGUGAAAAGGAUUCCUCUGAUAGCUGCCUGCUAGAGAUGACUGCAGCUGUUCAAGGUACGUAGGAAAAAGGACAAGGAGGGCACCGGCUCAGCUGAGAGCAGAAAUCAGAGUGGGAACAGCACGAGCAGCUAAAUCAGACCUGAAAGCAUAAUCGCUGACAUUUAAGAUGAAGAGAUUGGCAAAGAGGAUCAUUUUGCUGCCUCUGAAAGUAAAAUAACGGAGGGAAUUCAAGGAAGCUGGCCACAAACCAGAGUCGAAUUCUUACUUUAGUUUGGUUUUUAGGCCCCUCUGCUUUAUAUUGUAUCAUUCGUCGAAGCAUCACUCAUUCAACGAAUAAUCCUUAAACAUCUGCUCUCAAUACUCACGCUUCCUUGUUGAAUUUGAGAAGGAAAAAUAUAAACAAAAGAAUUUAUAACGAGAGUAUGAGUAAGAGCUUGGGAAAGUGUCCCAAGAAGGCUCCCAG